AUGCGUCUUCUAACCCACAACGCCACAAACAACACCUACACCCUCCACGACUUCACCAACCGUGAUAUCCCCUCUUACGCCAUCCUCUCACACACCUGGGGUCCUACGGACUCCGAAAUCACCUUCCAAGACUUACACACAUCCACCCCCUCAGACGCCAAACCAGGCUGGCUCAAACUCGCCUUCUGCGCCGCCCAAGCGCUCAAAGACAAACUCCAAUAUUUCUGGGUCGACACCUGCUGCAUCGAUAAAUCCAACCCCGUGGAACUGCAAUAUGCGAUCAACAGCAUGUUCCGCUGGUACCAGGGGGCGGGGCGGUGUUAUGUGUAUCUUGAGGAUGUGGAUGUAAAUCAAGCUUCGUUUGACUGGGAAGCCUUUCAAAAGAGUCGCUGGUUCACGCGCGGCUGGACGUUGCAGGAGCUAUUAGCGGGGCGGAAUGUGGUGUUUUUCGGAAAGGGGGGCGUGAGGAUUGGUGAUAAGAUGGAGCUUGAGGGUCGCAUUCAUCGGAUCACGGGGAUUGAAGUUGGGGCUUUGAGGGGGGGUGCGCUGGCGGGGUUCUCGGUGGAGAGGAGGUUAAAUUGGGCGAGGGGACGGAGGACGAGGUAUGUCGAGGAUGGGAUUUAUUGUUUGCAGGGCAUUUUUGGGGUGUAUAUCCCGUUGAUUUAUGGGGAGGGGAGGGAGAAUGCUUUUGUGAGGUUGAGGGAGGAGAUUGAUCGGGAUGCGAAAAGGGCUAAACGGGGAGAUUUCCAGAUUGCGUUUAGUCUGGAGUUUGUUUUUGAUGUUGAGGGGUUUGUGGGGAGGGAGGGUGAGUUGGAAGAGAUCCGUCAGUCACUUGUUGGUGAGGGGAAGAAAAGGGUUGUUUUGCAUGGGUUAGGUGGGAUUGGGAAAACGCAGCUUAGUAUUGAGUACGCGAAACGGUUUAAAGAUUCCUACUCUGCUAUAUUCUGGCUUGACGUCCGGGAUGACGAUACGUUGAAAGAGAGCUUUGGUAGAGUUGCGAGACAGAUAUUGAGGGAGCAUCCUACGGUGGGUUGUCUGAGUGGCAUUGAUGGGAAGGAUUCGAGUGAAGUGGUUGAGGGCGUGAAGACAUGGUUGGGUAUGCCACAUAAUACGAUGUGGUUGCUGAUACUUGAUAAUUACGACAACCCAAGGGGUCGUGGGAAUACUGAUUCAGGUGCUGUGGAUAUCGUGACGUUCCUUCGAAAAUUAUAUCAAGGCUCUGUACUCAUCACCACGCGGUCGUCGAAACUUCGGAGCGGUCAUGCUAUCCACAUCCGCAAGUUCAGUAACGUGGACGACAGUCUUGCCAUUUUGUCAAGCGUGUCCAGACGGCAGGAUCUUCAGAAGGAUCCUGAUGCCAUCGCCCUCGCUCGAGAACUUGAUGGUCUUCCUCUUGCCCUCGCAACCUCAGGAGCAUACCUCGACCAAGUUUCAAUAAGCAUCUCCUCCUACCUCCGCCUGUACAAAUCAUCAUGGGCGCGUCUCCAAACCAUAAGUCCUCAGCUCGACUCCUACGAAGAUCGAACACUCUACUCCACAUGGCAGGUUUCCUUCGAUCAUGUCUUCCAACAGAACCCGCUUUCGGCAAAAUUGCUUUGUUUCUGGGCGUAUUUUGAUAAUCAAGAUCUAUGGAUGGAAUUACUACAACAUGCAGAGUGUGGAUGUCCUUCGUGGCUCCAAGAAGUCGUAGACGAUGAGAUUAGUUUCCAUGAUACCAUGAGAGUGUUGUGCGAUCAUGGUCUUGUGGAAGCAGAUGUGAGUAGCGACGCAACAGCAGAAUCGCGGGGCUAUAGCAUACAUAAAUGCGUUCAUAGCUGGAUCAUCCACGUCUUGAAUCAAGACUGGGACUACGAACUUGCUACGCUCGCCGUCCAACUGAUUGGCCAACACUCCACCGUUGACGAGAAAGACGAUCGACCAUGGCUUACAUAUCGACGACUUCUUUCGCACGCGAGUAGAGCUGUAUAUCUCAUCUCAGAUGGAUUAAUACAAGAAGAUAAAGUCACAUUGGCAUCCUACCAACUCGGUCGUCUCUUCAACAAACUAGGAAAACGAGACGACGCUGAAAAAAUGUAUGAACGAGCUUUACAAGCAGACGAAAACACCCUCGGACCAACACACAUCUCGACUCUAAGCACGCUCAACAGUCUAGCAAACAUCUACCGCGAAAAAGGCAAGCUCGACGUAGCAGAAGAAAUGUUUGAGCGCGCAUUAAAAGGCCACGAAGAUGUAUACGGCAAAGAAGUCCCGUUAACACUGAAUAUCAUCAAUAAUCUCGGCAACACGUAUAAAGACCAAGGGAGGCUAGACGAUGCAGAACGUAUGUAUCUGCGCGCGAUGGCUGGGUAUGCGAAGGUUGGGGGGAAGGAGGAUGUACAGUACCUGGAUACGGUUAAUAAUCUCGGAAACGUGUAUGCUGAUCAGGAUGAAUUCGAGAAGGCGGAGGAGGUGCUUGAUAUUGCGCUUAAGGGGAUGCAGAAGGUCUUAGGUCCGAAGCAUACGUCGACGCUUGAUGUGAUGAAUAAUCUCGCGUUGGUCUACGCCAAAUUGGAUAAACUCGUUGAAGCGGAGGAUAUGUAUCAGCGUGCCAUCACCGGGUAUACGGAGGCGUGGGGCGCGAAGAGUAUUCAAACGCUUGAUGUGCGAAAUAAUCUAGGAAUGUUGUAUGCGGAUCACCUAGGGAGAUUGGAAGACGCGAAAGUGGUGUAUGAGCAGGUACUUGAGGGGUAUGAGGAGGUGCUUGGGAAGGAGAAAUUUAUGGAGUAUGUGCCGGCGUUGCAUACGAUUUGGAAUUUGGGGGAGGUGGCGGAAAAACAAGGGGAUUUAGAAGGUGCAAGGGAUUUUUAUAGGAGGGCGUUGGAGGGAUAUGAAAAGGCGUUGGGAGUCGAGAAUGAGAUUUGUGUUGAGUCGAGGGAGAAGAUUGGGGAGGUGGAUGGGAUUUUGGAGGGGAUUGGGAAAGAAGGUGGGAAAGAAGGUGACAGAAAGUCUGGUAUGAAAGAAGGUGGUGAAAAAGAGGCAGAUGAAAACGAAGGAGGUGAGAAAGAAGUGGUUGUCAAAGAAAGAGGAGGAGAUAGGAAAGAAACGGAAGGUGUUCAAGAAGAGAUACCCCCGGUAACUGAAAAGACGCCGAAGAAAUCGAAACGACAUAGGUUCUUAAAGAAGCUUAUGUUUAAAAAGAUGAUAGGAUAG
Messenger RNA from Glarea lozoyensis ATCC 20868, 3189 nucleotides. RefSeq names its product TPR-like protein. The record is from RefSeq and is a predicted model, not a curated record. Bases 1 to 3189 code for a protein of 1062 amino acids. Lineage: Eukaryota; Fungi; Ascomycota; Leotiomycetes; Helotiales; Helotiaceae. Gene Ontology annotation, molecular function: ADP binding; protein binding. The transcript has 3 exons.